Molecule: messenger RNA, 1437 nt
Organism: Fusarium pseudograminearum CS3096
Lineage: Eukaryota; Fungi; Ascomycota; Sordariomycetes; Hypocreales; Nectriaceae
Exons: 1
Coding region: 1-1437 (478 amino acids)
Source: RefSeq, a predicted model, not a curated record
AUGGCACCAAAGGGUCACCAACAUGGACCUUCAAGCAGCAUGUUUGCUCAGACUACUGAGUCCAUACCCCUGCCUAGCCGGUUCGCCCGGAUCAAGAAGGAUCUCAUUGAGGGUAGACAAAAUCAAAUCAAGGCUGCCUGGACAAGACUACUACUAGAAUUAAAGACCGAAAUCGACAUCAUUGCCAAGGCGGGCCCCGAUAUAUAUCCUUCCAUCGACUUUGAACAUCUCAAAAAUCCUUCAGUGACGAAUGCCUUCUCUUCCGCACUCAAGGACCGCGGUGUCGCAGUGGUUAGGAACGUGAUACCCCGUAAUCUAGCUGCAGAAUGGAAGGCAGAAACGGAAGCUCAUUUGGAACAUCCCCGAGCUCGACGGCUUCCAACCCAUGAUCCUCAUCUCUAUGGUGUCUAUUGGUCUCCUGGGCAGAUCAAAGCUCGAGCACACCAGAACAUUGUCUAUACCCAACGUUUCUUGAUGAAUCUAUGGCACUCGUCCGACCCAAAAGCACUUGUGAGCCCCAACUUUCCUGUCAGCUAUGCCGACCGCGUGAGAAUCAGAACACCAGAGGAUGAAGCAUGUUCCCUCAGUGUUUAUGUCGACGGAGGGAGCGUGGAGCGUUGGGAACCCGAUGGAUAUGGUUCAGCUGCAACGUAUCAACCCAUUUUUGAUGGCCGCUGGGAAGACUGGGAGCCGUGGGAGAGCAGCACUCGACUAAAGGUGACGAGUGAUCUAUACAAUGGUGAUGGGUCUUGCAGCAUGUUCCGCAUGUUCCAGGGCUGGGUUGCUUUGAGUGAUGUUCCUUUCGGUCAAGGCACACUGCUAUUGUGUCCGAUGAUUCGUCUUACAACUGCGUAUCUUCUCCUCCGACCCUUUUUUGUCCCCAGAGACUCCUCGCUCUCGGGUCCAGACUUUCUUGUACCAGAAAACUGGAUACUUGAGGAACCACCUUCAUCUGUGAUCCAAGGUGCAUUGCCUUCAUACACGCAAGAGCUCAACAAAGCUCUACAUCCUCACCUCCAACUCAAUCGCAGUAUGAUUCCAAUUCCAAAGCUUGAACCAGGAGACUAUCUUGUCUGGCAUCCGGAUGCUGUCUAUGCUCUUGACCGUCGCCGCCGCCCAGAUACACCUACCACGACGAUUGUAUAUCUUCCAGCUUGUCCUUUGACUCAGACGAAUGCACUCUACUUGGCACACCAGCGCAAGGGAUUUUUACAAGGCGAACCAGGUCCCGACUUCACCGGAGCCCUUACUGGUGACGUAGCUAUAGGAGGUGAGCAGGCUAUACGAGAAGUGGGUGAAGCAGGAGGCGUGGACGGUAUGCGGGCCAUGGGCCUUCUGCCGUGGGAUGAAGAUGAAGCCAAAGACGAUAUUGAAUACGCUGUGUUAGAGAUGGCCAAUGGUGUUUUGUUCCCCGAAAAGUACGACAUAGGCUAUUAA